This is a messenger RNA of Penicillium antarcticum, 1482 nucleotides long. RefSeq names its product sorting nexin-4. Gene Ontology annotation, biological process: autophagy; cytoplasm to vacuole targeting by the Cvt pathway. Gene Ontology annotation, molecular function: phosphatidylinositol binding. The record is from RefSeq and is a predicted model, not a curated record. The coding region runs from base 1 to 1482 and encodes 493 amino acids. The transcript has 2 exons. NCBI's taxonomy places the organism in Eukaryota, Fungi, Ascomycota, Eurotiomycetes, Eurotiales, Aspergillaceae. Gene Ontology annotation, cellular component: phagophore assembly site.
AUGGAUCAACAUGACGACUUCGACAAUGUUUCCUGGAAGCACGAUCCAGAGAGCGAUAUCUCACGACCUACAACCGCAGGCACUGAUGCUGAACAAUCCCAUGAACACGAACAUGACUCCCAUGGCAAGCGGAGAAUGAGCUCUACUCAUGAAGAAUCCCAGGCCGGCCCGCUGGCCGAUGCCGUCGACCUGGCGGGUAUCGGAGAUGGAGUUCUGGAGUGCCAGGUAGACUCUCCACUAAAAGAGAACGACGGAACAAAAGACGCCUACAUUUCAUAUCUUAUCACCACACACACGGAUUUCAAAUCCUUCCAAAGACCCGAAUUUACUGUUCGCAGGCGAUUCACCGACUUCUACUUCUUAUACAAAACUCUCUACCGUGAAUAUCCAGCAUGCGCGGUCCCGCCCCUCCCGGACAAGCACAAGAUGGAGUACGUGCGCGGAGACCGAUUCGGACCUGAGUUCACUUCGCGACGAGCUUGGUCGCUGCAUCGAUUUUUGAAACGCCUCACCCUGCACCCCGUGCUGCGACGGGCGCCGCUUCUCACGAUCUUCUUGGAGUCAGCUGACUGGAAUGCUCACAUGCGUCUCCAUGCUACACGAGGCACGACGAAUGCUGGGUCGGAUGGUGCCGCCACUGGGAUCUUUGAUAACUUUACCGAUACUUUCGUCAACGCCUUUUCCAAAGUGCACAAGCCUGAUCGGCGAUUUAUCGAGGUGCGCGAGAAGGCUGAUAAGCUAGAUGAAGAUCUAUCACAUGUGGAGAAGACAGUUGCGCGCGUUGCACGCCGUGAAUCGGACCUGGAGACGGAUUAUUCGGAGCUGGCAAUGCAGUUCCGCAAGCUUGUUCCAUUAGAGCCAGCCGUCGAGGCACCGCUUCAGAUGUUUGCCGCUUCUGUGGAAGAGACUGCGCUCGGAAUGCGCGGACUGAAGGAACAUACCGAUCAGAACUAUCUUGGCUCGUUGCGUGACACAGAAGCAUACAUCUUGUCACUCAAAUCUCUGCUCAAGACUCGCGAGCAGAAGCAACUCGACUUUGAGGCUUUGGUCGAAUAUCGUAAUAAAGCUGUCACCGAGCGUGACUCGCUGGCUGCGAACCCAGCUGCCUACUAUGCCUCUAACCCGCUCACCUCUUCUCCUGCCUCCUUCAUCCGCUCCAAAAUGGAAGACAUGCGUGGUGUCGACCACGAACAAUCUCGCCGGGAACGUGUCCGGAAACUCGAGCUUCGCAUUGAUGAAUUGACCCGCGAGGUUGAGUCUGCCAAGACCACGUCCGAAAUGUUUGAUGAAGAGGUUGUUCGUGAAGUGGCUGACUUUGAACGCAUCAAAGCGGUCGAGUUCCGCGAUAGCCUUGGUUCAUUUGCCGAUUCGCACAUUGAGUUCUAUCAGAAUGUGCUCUCUACAUGGGAGAGAUUUGUAGCUGAAAUGGAGGAUACAGAAUCCAGCCGAGAGGAAGAUUCGGCCGCUAUUGGGGCUGUUUAA